ACUAGCUCUGCAUCAGCUAGUGUAAACCAUAUAUUUAACUAAUAAUGUCUCAGUCUUCUCUUCUCUUCCUUUUCUUCUUUGUCACUACAAUUUCUGCAGUAGCUGCAACUCCCUGUAAUGACCUGAUCGACCAAACCUGCAAAAAAUGUGAGAACCAAUCCAUCAUCUUGAACUACGGCUUAUGUUCGUCGGCUCUUGGGGUGAUUCCAGUUAGCCAUGCUGCGAAUCUUCAAGGGCUGGCCUUGAUCGCCAUGGAGCUGGCUCUGGAGAACGCAACCACCACACGUUCCACCAUUGAAAAGCUCAUGGAUGAUGAAAACCUUGCGACGUCGUCGUCGAGGGCUUGCCUGAGAGACUGCUUGGAGCUGUAUUCUGAUGCGGCGUGGAGGAUCAUGAGCUCCAUCGGAGCUUUCUUGUCUGAGAAUUAUGAGUCGACCAAGACUGGGAUGAGCUCCGUCAUGGAAGCCGCCUCGACGUGCCAGAGAGGGUUUGCAGAGACAGGCGAAGUGUCUCCGCUGACGAAGGAGAAUUACAAUCUCUUCCAGUUAUGCGGGAUUUCUCUUUGUAUCAUCCAAAUGUCUACCCCAGUAACGCCUUCUUAAUAUAUUCUCCAUCAAUCUUCAGCUCUGCUUCCGUCUUCUUGUUCCUCAGAUGAUAGCAGGAGUUGAGGGACGACGGAGAGAUAUAUUCAUCAUGCGAAUAUGGAAAGGAGGAAAAAGAUGGGAUUUGAAGACCUUUAAUAUAUAUGUUUCAACUAUUUCGUUUAGUUCAGACUUUAGAAUGUCGUGUGUCCUUAAUUUAUAAGAUUAGGUUAACAUGGAAUGCCUGGUGGAUUUCUUGAUGCUGAAGCUAUUUUGAGGCAAACAUGGCAUUAGCUAUAUAGUUCAUCCUCAUAUGAUAUAUCAAGCAUUAUGCAAAGACAAAUAUUGAGUUUUACACUA
Neltuma alba is the source of this 941-nucleotide messenger RNA. Its product is annotated as putative invertase inhibitor. Bases 45 to 602 code for a protein of 185 amino acids. The record is from RefSeq and is a predicted model, not a curated record. The transcript has a single exon. Lineage: Eukaryota; Viridiplantae; Streptophyta; Magnoliopsida; Fabales; Fabaceae. Gene Ontology annotation, molecular function: enzyme inhibitor activity.